Molecule: messenger RNA, 1413 nt
Organism: Momordica charantia (bitter melon)
Lineage: Eukaryota; Viridiplantae; Streptophyta; Magnoliopsida; Cucurbitales; Cucurbitaceae
Source: RefSeq, a predicted model, not a curated record
AUGGUGUACCUUCCAAGAUAUGUGGCGUUCAAAUCAAAAUUCCAUGGUCUUUACCUGCGCUAUGUGAAUGACGAAGCUUCAUCUAUACACACAUUCUUGGCGAGUUCUGAGGAGAACGUUGUAAGUCCAUACACAAAGUUUGAAUUGGAGACAGCAAACUGUGAUUCCUCAUUGGUCAACAUACGAUGUUGCUACAACAACAAAUAUUUGGUCAGUUUGUCAUCGGACUCAAGUUUUAUUGCUGCAAAAGCUGAGAAGAUAGAAGAAGACAAAUCCAAAUGGGCAUGCACAUUAUUCAAACCUAUUUACGACAGUGCUGAGAAAGCAUAUCGAUUUCGUCAUAUCUAUCUUGGCUUUGAUAUAUACUUGUUGAGAAUCACUCCUGUUUAUACUAAUUGUUUGGUUGCAGAUUCCUCAGGCACUUGUGUAAAACUUUGUGAUCUUAAUACAAUCAUUGAUUGGGAAACGUUGGUUACAUUACCUAAACAUGUUGCUUUCAAAGGUGACAAUGGUUGCUACCUCAGGGCAAGAUGGAUGAAUGACUAUGGAUUCUUGGAAUUUGAAACCACUGACAUUGGAGAUCCUGCCGUUCCAAUGGAAACCUUCACAACAAAAGAUGGAAGUAUUCGUAUAAAGUCAAAUUAUAUUGGAAAGUUUUGGAGACGCUGCCAUAUACUUAAUUCUAUAUUGGCAGAAUCAACUGACGUUACAAACAUAGACUCAAAUACUUUGUUUUGGCCAACCAAAAUCGAUAAUAAUACCAUUGCUCUACGCAACUUGGGUAACAACUGCUUCGUCAAAAGAUCCAGUUAUCCAUUAGUGGUGAAUGGACUCCGUCCUUUGGUCAGAACUAUUGACCAAUAUUCAAAAUUUCAAAUAGAAGAGGCUGUUAUUUCACGAGACAUAUAUGACGUACAUUUUCGACCAUCAGAUGCUAGGAUCUACGAUCAAAGUUUACUGGUGAUGGCCACUGGAACUGCUACUAAUAAGACAGAAGUACCCAACACUGUGGGCUUGCGUCUCAAAUAUACAGACACGAAAUCUAGCACGUGGAAUGCUUCAGUUUCAUUGAAGUUAGGUGUGAAAACAAAAAUUCAAACGAAAAUACCCUUUUUUGUAGGGGGAGAAGUUGAAAUUUCUGCAGAGUUUUCAGGAGCAUAUCAGUGGGGAAAAAGUGUAACGAAAUCAAGAGACCUUGAAACGACUUAUCAUGUAACUGUGCCACCAAUGACCUCUUUGAUUGUUAGCUUGUUAGCAACGCAAGGUACAUGUGAUGUUCCCUACUCAUAUACUCAACGUGAUGUUCUCAUUGAUGGAGAAAUAGCUACCUCUCACCUAGACGAUGGCGUUUACAGUGGCACCAGUUGCUACAACUUCACAUAUCAGACCAAGAAGAUACCUAUGCCUGCAUGA